CUGAAUUUAUUUUUUAAUUACAGUUGGUCUAUUAAUUAGAAAGGAAGCAAACAAAAAGUUAAUAUAUGUUGUGAGCAGUUUAUAUUUCUUUCAGUUUAUAAUUAGCCUCAUGACAUAAUGGAUUUCUUAUAUUUGAAUGAUGAAAUUAUGAAGUAGCAAUAUAAUUACAGCCUGCGCGUCACACAGUAUCUUAUCAUGUUAUUACUUAACAGUAAUAGGAAUGCAGGGGCUUUGCUGAAACGGCUUCAUUUUCUUCAGGCAUGUCAGGUUUUAUGUUCAUCAUAGCCUUCGGGCUGUUUGGGGCUAGUUUUGGACUUUCAGGAAGAUUUUGGCACAUCACUGACCUGCACUGGGACCCAACUUAUGAUCCGAGCAAGGAACCUAACAGUGUUUGUGCGUCCAGCGGCAGUCGACCAGCCAGUAAUGCGGGGACCUUUGGAGACUAUGUUUGUGACUCGCCAUGGAACCUGAUCAACUCUAGUAUAUCCGCUAUGAAAGCUACAUUACCAGAUCCAGACUUUAUUGUAUGGACCGGAGAUGACACACCUCAUGUGCCAAAUGAACAACUGGGUGAAGAGGCAGUUCUUGGUAUCAUCAACAACCUCACCUACAUUAUAAAGCAACAUUUCCCAAAAACCAAGGUUUACUCGGCUUUGGGCAACCAUGACUUUCACCCCAAAAGUCAACUCCCUGCUGCUUUCCACAAUAUCUAUAACAAGACGUCUGAGAUGUGGAAGGAAUGGUUACAUCUGGGGUCCCAAGAAACCUUUAGACAGGGUGGAUUCUAUACAGAGGAGCUUCUCAAUCGCACAGGCUACAGGAUGAUUGUGCUUAAUACUAAUCUCUAUUAUGAUCAGAAUAAGGUGACAGAGGGCAUGGAAGACCCCGCUGGCCAGUUUGCUUGGGCUGAUCACAUUUUAACAGAAGCUGCCAACAAGAAAGAGAAGGUAUAUAUUAUUGGGCAUGUCCCACCAGGCUUCUUUGAAAAGAAAAGAAGUAAACCAUGGUUCAUCGCCAAGUUCAAUGAGCAAUAUUUGAAACUGAUUCAGAAACAUCAUGCUGUCAUUCUUGGACAGUUCUUUGGACAUCAUCACACUGACAGUUUCAGAAUGAUAUACAACUCAGAUGGCUCUCCUGUAAGCACAAUAUUCCUCACUCCAGGCGUCACACCAUGGAAAACAUCACUACCUGGAGUGGUUGAUGGGGCCAACAACCCAGGGAUACGCCUCUUUGAAUAUGACACUGAAACAUUGCUGGUUAAAGAUAUGGUGACCUAUUAUUUAAACCUGACCUUUGCCAAUGAAGCCCAAGAACGCUGGGAGAAGGAAUACCGCCUUACGGAAAGUUUCCAAGUACCAGAUGCUUCCCCGCUUUCCAUGCAUAAGAUCCUGGAACGCAUAGCAAAUGACAACUGCUAUCUUCAGAAGUAUUAUGAGUAUAACUCUGUGAGCUAUGACCUAACCAAUUGCGACAAAAACUGUCGUAUUGACCAUGUUUGUGCAGCCAGAGAGGUGGACUUCAGCCGCUAUGAACACUGUCUGGAAAAGGAAGCAGCAGUGUACAUGUGUGGGGGACUUCUACCCUUUCUCUCAGUACUCCUCAGCCUGGUAUUGACCAUAUAUGUUUAAUUAUGUAUUUGGUCAGGGUAUAGAAGUUAUGCUUAAGGUAGAAAACGCUUAUGAUAAAAAAGAUUGCCACUGUCUUUGUUAUAAUUGC
Boleophthalmus pectinirostris (great blue-spotted mudskipper) is the source of this 1716-nucleotide messenger RNA. Its product is annotated as acid sphingomyelinase-like phosphodiesterase 3b. The transcript is spliced from 8 exons. The coding region runs from base 261 to 1628 and encodes 455 amino acids. Gene Ontology annotation, molecular function: sphingomyelin phosphodiesterase activity. Gene Ontology annotation, biological process: sphingomyelin catabolic process. Lineage: Eukaryota; Metazoa; Chordata; Actinopteri; Gobiiformes; Gobiidae. The record is from RefSeq and is a predicted model, not a curated record.